This is a messenger RNA of Ruditapes philippinarum (Manila clam), 1199 nucleotides long. RefSeq lists its product as uncharacterized. The record is from RefSeq and is a predicted model, not a curated record. NCBI's taxonomy places the organism in Eukaryota, Metazoa, Mollusca, Bivalvia, Venerida, Veneridae. The coding region runs from base 64 to 1065 and encodes 333 amino acids. The transcript is spliced from 10 exons.
AGCGUUUGUCCUAGAUAAACAAUUGUUAUACAUGUUGUUAGUAGGUCUUUCAGAAAGAUAAUAAUGCUUAAAGAGAGCGCAGGUUUACUUGUGUUUGUGACACUACUAGCAACUUAUGCAUGCGAUACUUCUGGAUCUAAAGAUGACUCCUUGUCAGCUAACAAACGAUUUCUGCUGGAUGGAUAUGCUGUACCUUCAAAUAUUUCAUUAGAGCAGUUUGCAUCAUGUUACCUAACUUGCACACCAACAUAUGGAAAACUCUUGGAAACUUGUUGUAAAUCAGGUCUCAAUGUGGUCUGUUCAAAUCUUCCAUGGGAUAUUUUGAAACCCAAGCUAGGGUCCUGUACAGGAUUAUCAAACAGUCCGACCACUUCAGCAUGGUUGUCCCUGGAACAGUUUGCUGCAUGCUUCCUUACGUGUCUUGUUGGAUUUGAAAAACUUACAGAGGCAUGCUGCCAAACAGGCUUAGAUGCGAUUUGUACAAAUUUGCCAUGGGAAAUAUUAAAAUCUCAAUUAGGAUCAUGCCGAGAUUUCUUCUCAACAACGACAACACGCACUACAGCUACGACAACUCGAGAAUUCUUUAAUAGAACUACCACGCUGGCACCUAUAACAACGCAGACUACAACAGCACAAAAAGUUAUGCCUGUGCUAGAUGGAAAAACUUUCAAGAUUUAUUGCGCAGAAAAUAAUGAGUUUUGGCAUUAUAAUGGUGCAGGUCGUGCUAGGAUUGUUUCAUCACUAGCCCAACCGGAUGAUUCCUUUGUAAGAUUCAUCUUCCACAAACAACUUGAUGGCUCAUAUAAAAUAGAGUCUCUUGCAAAACCGGGCGUUUAUAUGUACGACGGCUACAACGUUCAGGGUGCACCGUACACGUCAUUAUAUGGUCGAGGUAACAUUGAUGACGACAACAUGCGUUACAUAGUUACCAUGGCAACAGAGGAUACCUUCAGGAUACAGACCAAAGCAUCAGGCCGUUAUGUUCGUCUAGAUGAAGACAAACAUGUCACAUCAAAGUUGAAUAUCAUUGAUAACAGAUCGCUGUUUAUCUUCGUAGAAUCAUAACUCUGAUUUAUGUUAUCUUUGGGAAUUAUUUUUGUGUGUAAUUUGUGUGUGGCUUUUUAAACAUUUUUUCUGAGCGUAUUGUGAUCAGUUAUGACAUAAAUACGCUCGUUUAUGCAUAUCAUUUGUGAAUAUUA